AUGGCUUCCAUCAGCCCCGUCAGAGUCGCCGGCACUGUUGCCGCCUUAGCUGCCACCGGUUUCCUCGGUUACGCCGUCUACUUCGACUACCAGCGAAGGAACUCGGCUACCUUCAGAAAAAGCCUUAAGAAGCAAGAGAAGAAGCUUGCUGCCGUUGCCGAGGCUGACGCCAAGCAGCAAAAGGAGAAGGACAACCUCGCUCUCAGGGAAGGUUUCCUUAGGACCCAGCUGGAGCCCGUUCCCAGCUCUCCCGACCAACAAGAGGCCUACUUUGCUGAACAGGCCAACAGCGGUGAACUCGCCAUUGCCAAGGGUCCCGAGCACUACGUCGAGGCGGCUUUGCACUUCUUCAAAGCUUUGAGAGUCUACCACUCUCCUGGAGAGCUGCUUGCUGUCUACCAGCGAGUCUGCCCUCCCGAGGUCCUCGAAAUGGUUGUUCGCUUGAUCGGUCUUUCUCAGGGCGUCGCCUCCUCUCUCGAGACUCCUGAGCGUGAGCCCGCCAGCGUCAACGACAUUGACGACACUCCUUCUGCCUCCGCACAGGCUAAGGCCGUGGAAGAGGCCAAGGCCGCCGCUACUGCCGCUGUAGCUGAGGCUGUUGCCGAGAGCGAGAAGGAGAAGGAGGAAGAGAAGAAGGAAGAGGAGGAGGUGUCGAGCCCCAAGACUGCCAGCCAGGGAAGCGGUGCCGAAUGGGAGAACGUGAACGAGAAGCCCGAGGAAGAGUCUGCCUAA
Messenger RNA from Cryptococcus wingfieldii CBS 7118, 732 nucleotides. RefSeq lists its product as hypothetical. The coding region runs from base 1 to 732 and encodes 243 amino acids. Gene Ontology annotation, biological process: tRNA import into mitochondrion; protein import into mitochondrial matrix; protein targeting. The record is from RefSeq and is a predicted model, not a curated record. Gene Ontology annotation, molecular function: transmembrane protein transporter activity. Lineage: Eukaryota; Fungi; Basidiomycota; Tremellomycetes; Tremellales; Cryptococcaceae. The transcript has 4 exons. Gene Ontology annotation, cellular component: mitochondrial outer membrane translocase complex; mitochondrial outer membrane.